Messenger RNA from Chinchilla lanigera (long-tailed chinchilla), 414 nucleotides. It is a transcript of the gene Bsph1, whose product is annotated as binder of sperm protein homolog 1. The record is from RefSeq and is a predicted model, not a curated record. Gene Ontology annotation, cellular component: cell surface. Gene Ontology annotation, molecular function: heparin binding. Lineage: Eukaryota; Metazoa; Chordata; Mammalia; Rodentia; Chinchillidae. The coding region runs from base 1 to 414 and encodes 137 amino acids. The transcript has 4 exons.
AUGUACACCAUCUACAGGCCAUUGGAGGUGAUGAGACAUCUGUUGGGUUGGGUGACGCUGGCAGUCUAUAUUUGUGGACUCAACGCAGACUUGAUUGCCCAUUUACAUCAUCACGUUCCAGCUAUUACUACGCGAUCCUGCGUCUUUCCAUUUACCUAUCAGGAUGGCCUCUACUACAACUGCAUCUCCAUUCACAGUGACUUUGCCUGGUGUUCUUUCGACAGUAACUUCCAAGGCAGAUGGAGAUAUUGCACUGCGAGUGACCCUCCGAGGUGUACCUUUCCAUUCUACUUCAGAGGACAACAGUUUCACAGCUGCACCAAGAAAGGCUAUGUUUUGAAUCGCAGUUGGUGUUCAUUGACGAGCGAUUAUGGAAAAGAUAAAAAAUGGAAGCAGUGUUCUCCUCUCAAGUAA